Molecule: messenger RNA, 621 nt
Organism: Sinocyclocheilus grahami
Lineage: Eukaryota; Metazoa; Chordata; Actinopteri; Cypriniformes; Cyprinidae
Product: cytochrome P450 2J2-like
Exons: 4
Biological process (GO): xenobiotic metabolic process
Cellular component (GO): intracellular membrane-bounded organelle; cytoplasm
Molecular function (GO): oxidoreductase activity, acting on paired donors, with incorporation or reduction of molecular oxygen, reduced flavin or flavoprotein as one donor, and incorporation of one atom of oxygen; iron ion binding; heme binding
Source: RefSeq, a predicted model, not a curated record
AUGAAAACAGUUUGCAAAUUAAGAAAUAUCCAUGGUUUCUCCCAAACAGGACCUUUCAACCCUAUGACCAUCUUAAAUGGUGCUGUCUCAAAUAUUGUUGCCUGUUUGACAUUUGGACAACGCUUUGACUAUCAUGAUGAAUAUUAUCAAAGAAUCUUGCGUCUUGACAAUGAAUGUGUUCAAUUAGCAGGCUCUCCUAGAGCACAGCUAUAUAAUGUCUGUCCUUGGCUCCUGGAAUACUUACCUGGCCCCCAUCAGACUAUGUUUUCAAACUAUAAGCAAAUAACAGACUUCCUGAGAGGAGAGAUCAUUAAACACAAAGAGAACUGGGACCCUUCAAACCCACGUGACUUUAUAGACAACUACCUGACUGAGAUGGAAAAGAAAAGGAGUGACCCUGAGGCUGGUUUUAACAUAGAAGGGUUAGUGAUAUCUUGCUUAGACAUGAUUGAGGCCGGGACAGAGACCUCUGCUUCUACAUUACGCUGGGGUCUGCUUUUUAUGAUCAAAUAUCCAGAAAUACAGAAAAAGGUGCAGGCAGAGAUAGACAGGGUUAUUGGACAGUCACGUCAACCCUGUUUGGCUGACAGAGUUGAUAUGCCCUACACUGAGGCUGUUAUC